Messenger RNA from Aplysia californica (California sea hare), 2969 nucleotides. RefSeq names its product ankyrin repeat and KH domain-containing protein mask. NCBI's taxonomy places the organism in Eukaryota, Metazoa, Mollusca, Gastropoda, Aplysiida, Aplysiidae. The record is from RefSeq and is a predicted model, not a curated record. Gene Ontology annotation, molecular function: protein binding. The transcript is spliced from 3 exons. Bases 588 to 2855 code for a protein of 755 amino acids.
ACCAUACCAGAGCACCCGCCAACCACCCACCCUGGAAGAAAGACCUCAAAGACAGACAGUAGAUGACUCAUUUCGGCCGAAGCAGACCACCCACCCCCCACAUACCCCUUCACCCUGCCCUCACCUUUGAGACAAAACAAAAAUACUGGAAACUGAUGAAAAUGAAAUUGACGUAGAUCUAAUUGAAAUUGACAUAGAUCUUAAUAAUCUUAUUGAAAUUGACGAAUUUGAAAUUGACGCAAAUCUAAUAGAAAUUGAAGUAGAUCUAAAUUUAAAUGAACUUAACGUAGAUUUAAUUGAAAUAGACAGAAUUGAAAAUUGACGUAGACCUAACUGAAAUUGACGUGGAUUUAAUUGAAAUUGACUUAAUUGAAAUUUACAUAGAUGUUAUUGAAACUGACGGGGAUCUAACUGAAUUUGACUUAGAUCUAAUUGAAACAGGCGUAGAUCUAAUUGAAACGGACGAAGAUCUAAUUUAAAUCGAAGUAACUGGAAUUGACGUAAUUGAAAUUGGUGUAAUUGACAAUUGAUGUAAUUGAAAUUAACGUAAUUGAAAUUGGCGUAAUUGACAAUUGACGUAACAGAAAAUGUACGGGCACCACGCACUCCGAGACGUGUACGAGGCCAUCAAGCUUGACAACAGCUCCCAGCUCCAACAUCACCUGAUGACCCACACUACUAGCACGCCCUCUUCGUCUUCUUCUACUUCCUCUUCCCCACGACGAAUUCAGAAAUUAUCGGAGCUCGUCUCCUCCUUCAUCCCGUCGUCAGGGACAACGCUCAGCGCAUGCGCGGCGGAAUCCGGAAGCGUCACCUGUCUGCAGUCGCUCAUAGCUCUCGGCGCAGACGUGAAUGUCGCGGACAAGAGAAAGAGGACGCCUCUGAUGUUCGCGGUUUCGGGGAACCAUCUGGAAUGUGCGCAGAUUCUGUUGUCAGCCGGCGCCAAACUGAACGCCAAAGACGUGGACGAGAGAACGGCCUUACAUUUGGCGGCGGAAUCCGGAAACACUCAUUGUCUCAUUCUCCUUCUGGCGCAGAAGAGCGUCAAAGUGAAUUAUGGUGACGUCGACGGUGUUACCGCGCUUAUGUUAGCUUCAGCGAGAGGGCACGCGAGGUGUGUGACCGCUCUUCUAAAUCACAGAAGCUCUUUGGGCAGAACUACGAAAUCAGGAGUGACGGCGUUGAUGCUCGCUUCAGGUGAAGGUCACCUUGAUUGCGUCAAAAUUUUGCUGGCAGCCGGUGCGGAUGUCAACGUCACAGACCACUCCGGUCUAGACGCCAUCUUGGCCGCAGUUCGAGGACAACGCCACGACGUCAUGAGACACCUCCUAGAGAACAGAGCGAGGCUGGCGGGGCGGGAAAAGCAAUCGGGGAACACGGCCUUACAUUUCGCAGCGGAAAACGGAGAUUUGAACAGCGUUAAGAUUCUCACACGCUGUGGGUUGGACGUGAAUUGCACGGACUCAAAAGGGCGGACACCACUCAUGAUAGCAGCGAAGAACGGGUCUCUUCCUUGCCUCCAGCACUUGCUCAACAUCCCCUCCAUCAAACCCAACCUCCCCGACAGGAUGGGCAAGACGGCUUUGUUGCACGCCGCCCGAUCGGGAAAAUCCAAAUCUCUCGAGUGCCUCUUGCAGCACGGAGCCGACAUUGACCACAGAGAUGACACCGGGACUACGGCCUUAAUCUGGGCCACUGACCGCUCCAUCACCUUCCUCAAGGCCCAGGCGGACACUCUGAGGGUACUGGACAUCCUCCUCCGGGCCGGGGCUGACGUCACAGCGGUCAAUAACGACACGGACACCGCUAUGUCGCUGGCCUUUAUCCUGGACCACCGCGAGCAGUAUGUCAAGAGGAUCUCCUUGUUUCUAAAGCAUCGGGAGAGACAGCCCGCCAUUUUGAACAUCGCCUUGGACAGGCUGAGGAGAGCCAGUAGUGACCUCCUGGUCCAGAUCUUUACCCAGAGCUCUGUACUUCUCGUGGACCACAUUUAUGGCGAUGAUGUUGAUGAUGGUGAUGAUGAUGAUGAUGAUGAUGAUGAUGAUGAUGAUGAUGAUGAUGAUGAUGGCAACGCGGAGAAAGAAGUAGACGAAGAGAACAAGGGCGCAACUACUCAACAUCUACUCUCCCAUAACUCGCGUCGAAACAACAGCUGUGUAGAGCCACAGACUACAUCUACGUCUGCGCCUACGCCUACUCCUGCGUCUACGUCUACGCUUACGUCUCGGUCUACGAGGCACGUCUCAACACGACAUGACGUCACAACAAACACACGAACCCCCAGGAGGGAUCGACGACACGCCCACUUUCUUCUAACCCCGCCCCACGGCUACCUCGCAGACGCAGGAAAUAGAUCAAGGACGUCGUCACUUCCUUCACUACCGCGCGCUUUGGAGUCCGGGAAUCUCGGCAUGGCCAAGUAUCUGUUCGUCAACAUGGCGUUCUGUAGGCGGGAAGUGACGCGAGCGGACACCCGCGGGGUCGUGAACCGCCUCCAGACCCAGGGAGGGGAGGGGAGGGCGGCGUUUGAGGGAAUGUACAGUCAGCCCUGGCCGCUGGUCACUCUCAGCCUUCUGGCCGUGUCGAGGAGUGUGGGCUUCUCUCCCUUGUCCAGAGACAGGAGGAUAGGAGGGACAGGUCUGCCACAGAGGGUCAAGGACAUCUUAUCCUGCAAGACAGACAGAAGUCACAUCUGCGUCUCCCAGUGGCGGGACAUCCCCUUGACCUUUGACCCAGUUACAUACGAGAGUCUGCCCAAAGCGAGGCCACUCUUGUACAAUUGGCCAAUCGGAAGGAGCCUUCAAGUUUGUGACUGCUUCAGGUGUCAAGGUCUGGAUCUAAAGGUGUCCCAGUGAUUUGUUGAUGAUAACAGAAUUUAUAAAACAUUUGCAUUAUACUAUAGAGCAAAUCCUCACUCAACAGCAAGCUCUCUGCACCAUACAAUAUUUGGUCGCUUUUAAGCACAAGGG